AUGGAUCAGCUCUCGUUGGUGGCAGAACAUUGCGCAGCUUUUGGCCACGCCUUCGCUUUCCAAGACGCCGAAGCCUUAGGCCAAGGGAGCGAUCAAACGGUCAGGGAGACGCUCGAAACCUGGCACGCCACAACUACCUCAAUCAACCGAUGCGUACCUCUGCCGGCUGCCUACCAAGCCCUACGGAUGAAGCUCAACGGGCAGGGCUACCGACGGGUUGUCAGGCCAGAGACAGCAGUAAUCAAACCCGGACCAAGCGGGAACGCGGACGGGCAUAGACAGGCACCGGGAACGGACGAAACCGGGGGACAACCGGCGGCGGACGCAAACCCAGGAGACCGCCUUCUGGGUCCGAACGCAGACAGACGCCAGCACUCGAUGAGAACGCCCUACAGUGCCAGAACCCCGCAGCCUGAUGUCAACAGUGGCGUGACAACCACCGUAAACACGGUUACGGGCAGGUGGGAAUGGGACAGCGAGAGGAGGCCCCACGACAGUGACAGGACCCCGCAGCCCGACGUCAACAGUGGCAUGACAACCACCGUCCACGCGGUUACGGGCAGGUGCGAAUGGGGCAGGAAGGCGAGAUGCGUCGAGGGCGGACAAUGGACAAUGCAAACAAGAGCAAUGUCCGCGGUCACCCCGGCGCCGCUCCCCUCCCCACACCCGACAAUGGAUGAGGAGGAACCGAUGCCGCCAUGA
This is a messenger RNA of Spirometra erinaceieuropaei, 702 nucleotides long. The record is from the annotation of a GenBank genome assembly. NCBI's taxonomy places the organism in Eukaryota, Metazoa, Platyhelminthes, Cestoda, Diphyllobothriidea, Diphyllobothriidae.